AAAAUGUCAUUUGAUAUGUCACUAAUAAACGUCAACCGUCCUGUCAAGUGUCAACAGUCAAUGUCAAAUCUAUUUGCUUGCCUUUCGUCUGUCUGCCUUGUGUUGACCUUAUUUAUUUGUAAUUUAGAUGCUGUGUUAAAGUAAAAUCUGCCAGCUGUAACGGAUUGUUAGGUGAUCUUGCUAUUCUUUCAAAAUAUAUAACUCUUAGAUUUUAUUACUUCAAUCUGUUUAAGAGUGUCUUGUAUGAGUAUAUAUAUUACUUACGAAUAUCAUAUAAGAUGUCUACAGAGGAAGAAAAAAUCAACGGUGAUAACAGCACUACGACUGAAUCAAAUGGCGAGAAACGAGUUGGUUGUGCUCAUUACAAACGUCGAGCCAAAUUUGUGACACCAUGCUGCAACAAAUUUUAUAUGUGUCGCUACUGUCACGAUGAGAAAGAACAACACUACUUCAACAGGAAGUCUGUUACUGAGUUGAUUUGCACAGAAUGCGAUACACGACAGAAAGUUCAGGCAAAAUGUGAAAAUUGUGGAGUCACAUUUGGAAAGUAUACAUGUCUGUUAUGCAACUUAUUCGAUGAUGAAGAUAAACGACAAUACCACUGUGAUGGUUGUGGUAUUUGUCGUGUGGGUGGACGCGACCGCUUCUUCCAUUGUGAGCGAUGCAAUAUGUGCCUGCCUGUCCAGCUACAGAGAGUUGGCCAUAGGUGUGUUGAGAACGUGUCCCGUUCCAACUGUCCAGUAUGCCUGGAGGACAUCCACACCUCACGUAUACCGUGCCACAUUCCCGACUGUGGGCAUCUGCUGCAUCGGCCCUGCUUCGAACAACUGCUGCAGUCUGGCCACUACGCCUGCCCGACCUGCCAGACCAGUAUGAUCGAUAUGACUAAUCUGUGGAGUUAUUUGGAUUCGGAAGUAGCAGCGACGCCGAUGCCGCCGGAAUACGCAGAUUAUAAGACUACUAUCCUCUGUAAGGACUGCCACAAGCUGUCAACAGUAAAGUUCCACGUAGUCGGUCUUAAGUGCCAACAUUGUGGAGCGUACAAUACAUGCCAGACGAACGGGUUCCAUAAGUAAGCUUGAUUUUUUUUAAUCAUUAAACAAUAUAUGUAAAAAUGAUCUAUUUUGGUGAUAAAAGCAUACACAUAAUCAUCACCAACCUAUUAAUGUCCCCAAACCUCAGGUCUUCCAUAUGGAUUGAAUCGAAUUAAGGAAAAUGGGCCAUUGUUUCAUAAUACGAGGGUUUUAACUACUUAUUUUGGAACCCAAUAACAAUUGGGUUCCAAAAUAAGUAGUAAACUUAACAAAGUUUUAACAAAAAUCUUAAUCUAACAGAGAGUCGAGCAACACAGAGCCGGGUGACUCUUCAUCGUCUAGUUCGACAUCGUCCAGCCGUAGCGGGUCCGCGUCAGUGCCGGUCCCCCGUCCCCCCUCCCCCGAGGACCACCUCCCCCGCGCCAACCCCCUCCACGAGCCUCCGCAGGCAUGAGACUCGGCCUCCCUCCCUGAUCCCCCUCCUCGUAACAAUUCCUAGCAUGAGCCCCCAAACCUUAUCGAUGGUUGAAAGACUAAAUCAUUGAUCAAAAUGAUAUUUUAUUUUAAUAUCGAAUUGUAAUAUUUGGAAACGAAUUUUUUUUCUGAUUCCUAAUACAUAUAUAUAUAACUUAAUUCUUAUAAAAUAAUGUCGGUAGGAUCUAUUAGGCUUAAAAUUUUCGUUGAUCUUCAAACCCAUCUC
Diatraea saccharalis (sugarcane borer) is the source of this 1734-nucleotide messenger RNA. NCBI's taxonomy places the organism in Eukaryota, Metazoa, Arthropoda, Insecta, Lepidoptera, Crambidae. The record is from the annotation of a GenBank genome assembly.